UCCGGGGAGCGGUCGCGUAGGACAUGGCGGCGCUGGUGAGGGUGUCCCGGGCGCUGCUCGGCGCCGCCGGCCCGCUCUCCCCGUCCCGGCGGGGCAUGGCGGCCGCGGCACACGAGGGCGGCGGAGCCAAGCUCUGGAGGAUGUUGACCUUCGUGGUGGCGCUGCCCGGCGUGGCCGUGUGUAUGUUGAACUGCUAUCUGAAGGCGCAGCAUGAGCACGAGAGGCCCGAGUUCGUGCCCUACACCCACCUCCGGAUCAGGACCAAGCCUUUCCCCUGGGGUGAUGGGAACAAGACUCUGUUUCACAACCCCCAUGUUAACGCUCUCCCAACCGGUUAUGAAGAUUAAAGGUCCUGACUAGACAGCCAGAACUUUGGCUCUCCCCAUCUUGAAGCAGCAUGUUGAGUGGAAACCAUCGUUUCUGGGGUCAUAAUUUCACAAACUCUCCAUUUGAGAUGAAGCUGAGAAGUGUUAGUGGCUUCUGUGUGUACUUCUGAUGAGGUCCUUUAAAUAAACAACUCUGAAC
Empidonax traillii (willow flycatcher) is the source of this 525-nucleotide messenger RNA. Its product is annotated as cytochrome c oxidase subunit 6A2, mitochondrial. Lineage: Eukaryota; Metazoa; Chordata; Aves; Passeriformes; Tyrannidae. Gene Ontology annotation, cellular component: mitochondrial inner membrane. Gene Ontology annotation, molecular function: enzyme regulator activity. Gene Ontology annotation, biological process: mitochondrial electron transport, cytochrome c to oxygen. Bases 24 to 347 code for a protein of 107 amino acids. The record is from RefSeq and is a predicted model, not a curated record. The transcript has 3 exons.